This is a messenger RNA of Aspergillus homomorphus CBS 101889, 1500 nucleotides long. RefSeq lists its product as uncharacterized. The record is from RefSeq and is a predicted model, not a curated record. Lineage: Eukaryota; Fungi; Ascomycota; Eurotiomycetes; Eurotiales; Aspergillaceae. Bases 1 to 1500 code for a protein of 499 amino acids. The transcript is spliced from 3 exons.
AUGAAGGGCGCUCAUAGAUCCGCGUCGCAACUAUGGGCAUCAGCCAAGCGCAAGCUCUUUCCGCGUGGUGACGAUGAUGAUUCUCACUUCUUGAAACUCGAUCCCCACUGUCAUUCUUACCAGGAGUCCGUGGAUUCAACCUUGUUUGGCGACUAUCAGGAUGGAUUCUACAAGUAUUCUCAGGAGCUACUGCAGAAACGUGGGGAGGAAAGCUACAAUCGACUAGCAGAAGAGAUGGGUCUGCGCUCGUCUGGUAGUACUGCAGUCUCUUACGCCUCAGCUCAAAUGGUUCCCAUCGAGCGGCCUUCACUUCCAUACACAAUUGGCCAUCCCGACUGGAGCCUUGUCAACGGCUUGGUCAGAUUUAUGGACUCCGCUGGUAAUGAGGACCUUACCGACUGGGUCAAUAGUGUAAUGAAUGUUUACACCAAAGUCUAUUCCAUUGCCAAGUUUGUCGUCGUGGUGUUUUACUUCUAUAAUGUUGACUUGGACGAUAACGAAGGCCUUCUGGCGCAUAUCCGACGUGCGGAGGAGCUCGUGGCAGCCGAGAGCAUUAAGGAUCUGGUCAGAGCUGUGGAGACUCUCUAUUAUGCCUUGUACUCUAGGCUCGUCAUGGAGAUCGCGAACGCCGAGCUAUGCUCCUACUUUCACCUCGGCAUUCCACGAGUCUCAACUGAAGACGGCUUCAUGCUUCCUGAGCAGCAUAGCACAUUGAAUAUGCUGUUGGUCUGUAAGGAAGCCCUUGACAGUCCAACCGUGUGUACUAUUUUUAGCAAGGAUAUCUUGCGCCAACAUCAAGCCGGGCUUGUCCGUCGUGCCGUGAACAUGAUCAUGGCGACUGGAUUCUCGCUGGACGACCUAGUUGGAUACCGUCGGUACACUCUGGCGCUGUUGGAGGAUCGAGCUUCUGAAUUUCGCCGAAAAUGGGACGGUCCGGGCCUUACAUAUCAGAUGCCCCCCAAGGAAGUUCUCAUUCUGGGGUCGGAAAAGUUCAUGUCGUUUGCCCCGAGGGAUGCAAUCCGCACCAAGAUUCCGCAACUACACCUAUCCUUUCUGCAAGAGAACGCGGUCGACCCAGCAGUGUGGGAACAGGAGGUCAUUCUCGGGCACCGGCAGGCAGUGCUAGCAAUCCUUGAAAGCAGAGUUGUCGGGGAGAUCAGACAUGCGGACAGCCGACGUGACCCAAUAAUCUAUGCUCGCCAGAGAAGAUGCACCUGUCGAUCAGCCUGCAGCUGUGCGGUGGCUUGUACCAUGGAUCCAGAGCGUAUUUGUCCUUGUGCCGGAUGGAACUUGACCAUCAUGUUGUUACGGGACCAUCGGUACUAUCCAAAUAUGAAGCUCGGGGACCGAUGCAUCAUACUCGCCAAGGCUAUCUUUGAGGCAAUCUCGACGAUCAGAAAGGAUGAGGAGGAUCUCUGCUAUCUUGCAGUGGAGAUGAGAGGAGCACUGACGGUCAUUGCUGACGAGGUGUACAAACAGCGGGCGGCGUCUGGCCAUUGA